CGCCUCAGAAAGAUCAAAUGUGACAAGCAGAUCCCAUGUGCGAGUUGCCAGACGUUGGGAAUAGCAUGUCAAGCAGCUGUUGCAAGGGCCGUAGAGCAUAGACCAAGGAUCGUGGUGACAAGUCAAUAUGAACGACAAAUCGCCUUGAUCCAAGAACGAUUACAAGGAAUUGAGAGUAGUUUGAAGUUGUUGUCGCGAGGGUCGGUAGUUUCGACUCCGAAUGUCGGGUCUGUGGGAUCGGAUGCUGGGGAUGUGCCUGGUCCUGCAAACAAAACGAUAUCGAUUUACGAAGGGGAUUCGAGUUUUGGGAGUCAGACUAUACAGGCGGGGCAACUUGCUGAUGUCACGGCUACGGCAGUGCCAGGAGUACCGUCGAGUGAGUUGUCAAGCGCACUCACAUUACUCAAAGACAGUCUGAAGCGACAUGAAGCUCUGUCGCGAAUACACGAGACACAUCUCAGCACCAGAGUUAAGUUUGAUUCUGUGGGUCAGCAGGAGCUUCCGCCUGCUUCACUUGUGAUCGCUCUGAUCAAGACAGCAAAAGCACGUCCUUCUGUAUCCUUGGUUGCCUUCUCCUACAAGGGAGUAGCACAGCUGGAAGCACUGUGCCAAAAAGUCUACUUCCCAUUGGAACCACCGCCACCAGGUUCAAUGACCUUCUUCUAUGGCUUUCUCUACUUUGUCAUCCGCGACUAUUGGAGCCAGCGAGAUCCCGCUCUUCAAGGAUAUGAUGCGCAGGCAAUCAUCGAUCUUUGUGAGACGACAUUCUGCGCUGGACUGGAGAGUUUUGAGACGCUUACAGUCCCUGUGAUGCCUAAUAUCCAAUCACUCCUUCUUGGUGCAAUCAAAGCACAGGAAGAAUGCAAACUCUCCUUGAGCUGGACAUUCCUCUCUGCAGCAGCGACCAUGUGUCACACCCUAGGCUACCAUCGCAAAUCAUCACUCGCCCACGAAGACCAAGAAACUGCAGAUAUCAAGCGACACCUAUUCUGGCAAGUAUACAUGCUAGACAAGAAUCUAUCGCUGAACUUGGGAAGAGGGUCGAACUUCCCAGAUGCUGAUAUUGAUGCCGAGUUUUACACGCCAUCGACGAAUUCAGCACAGAGACCUUGGGAUUUGAUGUCGCUGGCUACGAUUUUGUUUGCGAAGCUUCAGGGGCAGGUGUAUGAUAAACUGUAUUCUGCAUCGGCGAUGGAUACGCCGCUUGAAGAACGAAGCCGUGUGGUGGAUGAAUUAUCGUCACAGGUGAAUGCUCUUCGAAACCAACUUCUCUCGAUUGAUUUCACGGGAGCCCUUUGUCAGGAGCGUCUGAUAGGAAUGGCGCAAGCGGCAGACUUUGUUUGCUACUCUGUACUGACGGUCAUCUAUCGAGCGCAGCCACUCACCAGCAGCACAACAGAGAUCAGUCCUCGAUGCUACGAAGCGGCACGCCUAGGACUGGAAAACCAUCUCCGCUGCUUUGCGCAAUUCAGAAACCGUUCAGUGCCUCAGCAAGCCGAAUAUGUGAAUUGGAUUUUGCUAUAUCCAUCCUUCACACCCUUUACAGUCGUCUUCAUCCACGCAAUAGCAACCUCCAGCACCUCCGAACUCCACCUCCUACAGGAAACAGUCCACUCCCUCGACCACGUGAAACUACUCUCUCCAGCCGCAAAACGCCUCCACGAUGUCUGUUUUGCAUUCGCAAAAGUCGCUGCUGCAUUCAUAACAUCACAACGCACACUUAGUAAUUGGCAUUGUCGUAAUGAUGGCACUUUGUCGCUUGCGUCUGCAGAGACGACAACAAACUAUGAAGCACCAGGGUUCGAAGCAAUGGGACAGGAUCAAGAUGCGCUUUCGGCCUUUCUGACGAGUUUGGCGACGCAAAAUCGGCCAUUGACGGAUUUUUUGCAUAUGGACUUUUUGGAUGGGGAGAUGGGGAUGGGAGAGUUAUUUCCUCCAACGUGA
Aureobasidium melanogenum CBS 110374 is the source of this 1944-nucleotide messenger RNA. Its product is annotated as putative C6 transcription factor. Gene Ontology annotation, biological process: regulation of DNA-templated transcription; DNA-templated transcription. NCBI's taxonomy places the organism in Eukaryota, Fungi, Ascomycota, Dothideomycetes, Dothideales, Saccotheciaceae. Gene Ontology annotation, molecular function: zinc ion binding; DNA binding; DNA-binding transcription factor activity, RNA polymerase II-specific. The record is from RefSeq and is a predicted model, not a curated record. The annotation marks the transcript as partial. The transcript is spliced from 5 exons.